Annulohypoxylon truncatum is the source of this 2820-nucleotide messenger RNA. Its product is annotated as composite domain of metallo-dependent hydrolase. Gene Ontology annotation, molecular function: allantoinase activity. The transcript is spliced from 5 exons. The record is from RefSeq and is a predicted model, not a curated record. Gene Ontology annotation, biological process: purine nucleobase catabolic process. Gene Ontology annotation, cellular component: cytoplasm. Bases 1 to 2820 code for a protein of 939 amino acids. NCBI's taxonomy places the organism in Eukaryota, Fungi, Ascomycota, Sordariomycetes, Xylariales, Hypoxylaceae.
AUGGAGAAGGUAGAAUGGCAGGAAAGGUCCCGUCGCCAGCGCCACCAUCGUCAUGAAGGUGCAAGUUUUCUCGGCGUGAAGAAAGAUAUAAUCCUAGCGGUCCUCGUUGCCGUUAUCACGACAUUUUUCCUUUCUAGCCAAUGGCAUGCGCCGUCCCCUUAUCAUGAGCAUCCCCACGCCGAGUACCAGCUCAACGCAGCGGACCUGGAAUACGGCCUUGCGCAAUGCGCGCUGAACCAGCAACGUCCCGUCGUAGACUACAACCUAGCCAGCUCGCGGCUAGCAGCCUCCCGUUCCAGCACCGGUAAGCGGACGAUCCUGCACAACGCCACGCUCAUCAACGGCGACGGCACCGUGACGCACGACACCGUCAUCGUCAUCCAGGAUGGGAUCUUCACCUCCGUCUCCAGCACCUCCUCCUCAUCAUCAUCCCUAACCCCUCCCCCCUCCCCCGAGUCCGGGGACGUGGUGGUCGUCGACCUGCGCGGCCGCGUCGUGACGCCGGGGCUCGUGGACAUGCACUCGCACGCGGGCGUGCGCGAGACGCCGCAGCUCUGGGCCACCGAGGACGUGACGGAGAUCUCGGCGCCGCUGACGCCGUGGGCCCGCGCCAUCGACGGCUUCAAGCCGCACGACGCCGCCAUCCCCGUCAUCGCCAGCGGCGGCGUGACGACUUCGCUCGUGCUCACCGGCGCCAAGAACCCCAUCUCGGGCGAGGGCUUCGUCAUCAAGAUGAAGCGGGCCGACUCUGUUCUCGGUAUGCUGCUCGAUGCCCCUGAAGCAAAGGGGAGCGUGGGGGUUAAGGGAAAGCCCCAGCGCUACCUCAAGAUGGCUAUGGGCGAGAACCAGAAGCGCCAGUUCGAGAACGUGGCGGGCGGCCCCGCGACGCGGCUCGGCGAGUCGUACUGGUUCCGCAAGGCGUACGACACGGCGGCGCGCGUGAAGCGCGAGCAGGACCGGUGGUGCGAGGCGGCGGCGGCGUCGACAGGGGGGCGCGGGCUGGUGUCGCGCGAGUACCCGCGGUCGCUGGAGUGGCAGACGCUCGUCGACGUGCUACGCGGCGACCUGCGCGUCAACGUGCACGGGUACGAGACCGAGGACGUGCUCGCCAUGUUCGACCACGCCGACGAGUUCGGGUUUAACAUCACGGCCCUGCACCACGCGCUGCACGCCGAUCUGUUGAUAGACCAGAUCAAGGCCCGCGAUAUCGCCGUCGUCGGGUUCUCGGAUAUCUGGGGCGAUAAGAAGGAGUUGUAUAAUGUCAGCUCGUACUUACCUGCGAGGGUCGCGGAGAGUGGCAUUCCGAUGGUGCUGACGCGCGACCAUCCCGCGGAGCAUGGCCAGUGGUUGAUUUACGAGGCGCAGAUUGCGCAUCAUUAUGGCUUGAGCGCUGAGGAUACUGUGAAGUCUAUUAUUGGACAUCCUGCUCGUCUUAUUGGUCUGGAUAAUAGACUUGGAUUCGUGAGACCUGGCUACGAUGCCGAUCUCGUGGUUUGGGAUCGACACCUUCUACAAGUUGGCGCUACACCCCUUGAGGUGUAUAUCGAUGGAGUCAGCGUAGCUCGCGCUUCCGAAAGCGUAUGGAAGGCUUCGGAAUCUGCGGCCUUUACGAAGGAAGCACCUCCCUCGCGGUCUGACGACAUUCCUGGAAAUGAAUGCAAGUCAGGUCAGUCUGACAUCGUCGUGCAUGGCUUAAAGGUGAGCUUCAUCGGCGACGAUGGCAUACGGAGCGAAGAGCCUGAGACGGGAAACGUUACCGUUGUUGUACGCGAAGGUCGCAUUGUAUGCGUCGGUGGAAGCAAGUGCGAGACUUCUGCGAAACAAGCAGUCGAAGAUAGUAUUCCCUCAAUCGACUUGCAAGAUGGAUAUAUGCUUCCCGGCCUUACGAUCGUCACUCGCCAGCACGGCUUGACCGAAAUGCAUCAAGAACCAUCAACCUCGGAUGGCGCCUCCGCAGGCGAGGAAUACGCAAACCCUUUAUCAAGCAGAUUCGGAAUUAAAUUUGAUGGAAUACAUCUGGGGAGGGCAUACCGUAGUGGUGUCACUCGAGUUAUAACACCGCCGCUGACGACCGGCUUCUUUCAUGGAAUUAGCACCCUGUUCCGCUCAGGGGCUAAAAGUGUACUUGAUGACGGCGCAAUCGUCGAGCCCAGCGCCGCUCUUCAUUUCACAAUCGGACAUGACGCAAAAUCACCUCAAACGCCAUCUAUCACGUCUCAGAUAAGUAAACUGCGUGACCUACUUACCGUAGACAAGCACCUCCACCCCAUCUACGAAAGCGCGGCGAACGGCGAAAUCGCGGUAGUUAUUCACACGAACAACAAAGACGUCAUCGCUCACAUGGUGGCCCUGAAACAGGAAACCGGCGCUCAUAUCGCCAUCAUGGGCGGCGCAGAAGCCCACCUGAUAGCCUCUGAGCUCGCGGAGGCCGACGUGCCAGUGAUCGUCGCGCCGUUUUGGGGAUGCGAACCUCUGUUCUGGGACGGGCGCAACUGCCUUCCGGGCCCGCCGCUCACGGACCGGCUCGGCCCGCAAGUAUUGAUCGACGCCGGUGUCAAGGUUGGUAUCUCCAACUGGGAGGACAAGAACAACCACAUCCGGAACAGCAUCUGGGAAGCUGGCUGGGUUGCCGGUCCGGGAAACCGGAGCUUGGCGCUCGACCUCGUUUCCAAGAACAUCGAGGAUAUCUUGCAGCUCCCGCGCAGCCGGGACUUUGUGGUCUAUGAAGGAGAUCCGUUUAACUUCGGAGCCCGUGUUGCCCUGAUAUUUGAGGAGGGCAAAGUGCAAAGUUGUUACCCAAGCGUCGAUGAGUUAGUCUAA